GUUGUCUCUUAUGUGAAUUAUUACGUGUUCUUUAUUUACAGUUACUUGCCAACACCUACUACCUAUACUAAAUGGGUCAUCUCUACUCUGACCCAGUCUCCUUAAAUUACUUUGUGCCACUGUCACCACAGAAAGUGGAGUGAGUGAAGAAGAAAGAAGCAAGAGACAAUGCCCCAAAUCCUCCAUCUUGCUCCUAUCUACUUCUAUAGUAGAGAACCUAAAACUGUGAUUUUUCACCCUGUGAUAAGCUAAACUCCAAUCUUUCACACUCUUGUGGCCUGUAAUUCAUCUCUCAGUGUUGGAAGCCUUUCCUAUGGACUGAGAUCAAAGCCAGUGUCUUCCUGGGCUCUCACAGUACUAUAUGGAUCUGAUAUUUCUUCCACUGCCCGUGAUGAAGUCUGUCGAGUUUGAAAAAAGCUUUUUAUUUCUGGGUGCAUUUGUAAAACCUGGCAUGAUUUUGGACAUGCGCCCAUCUGCAGAAAUGCAGCAGCUGAGUUUGAAUCGCCGCGUGCAAGCGGUACGACUACCUGUGUGCUGCUGGUGGGCAGAGUCGAGCUCCGUGACGUUUACCGCGUGGGGGUGGCACCCUGGAGAAACUCUCUGCCUUGGUCACGCCCUGUCCCUGCCUGUCCUGCCCCUUGCUUGUCCUGGCCCGGCAGCGCCUGGCAAAGUGUCCCCUCCCCGCUCAUGCCCGGAGGCCGCCCUUUCUCCUUCGUCAUCAGAAUUUGCCCCGCCCAGAGCAGGAUCGCGUUUCGGGUCUCGUCCCGCCCCUUCCGCGCCUGCGCCUGGACCCACCGCUGGAUUUUUCAUUCCCAAGGAGUGGCCAGAUGGAGGAGGAGAAAAAGCCCCGGAGAUGCCGCACAAGGAGGGGCUGCAAACCCAGCGCAGGGAGCUGCGAGGAGCAAAGACCCGUCCUGUGCCAGGAGGGCAGCCGGAGAUCCAGCCAGAGCUCCGAGCUGGUGGAGAAGCCUCAUGGAGGGGAGAAGCCCCACAAGUGCUUGGAAUGUGGGAAGGGUUUCAGCCGGAGAUCCCACGUGAUCCAGCACCAGGUGAUCCACACUGGGGAACAGCCCUAUGAGUGUGGGGAAUGUGGGAUGAGCUUCAGCCGCCGCUCCAGCCUGAUGCUACACCACAGGACCCACACUGGGGAGAAGCCCUACAAGUGUGGGGAAUGUGGGAAAACCUUCAGAGACAGCUCCAGCCUGAUCCAGCACCAGGUGAUCCACACUGGGGAAGGGCUCUACACCUGCUUGGAAUGUGGGAAGAGCUUUGGAUGGAGCUCCCACCUGAAAUAUCACCAGCGGAUCCACACUGGGGAGAGGCCCUACGAGUGUCCUGAGUGUGGGAAGAGGUUUCACACCAGCUCUGAUCUCCUCGUACAUCAGCGAAUUCACAGAGAGGAGAGGCCCUUCCGCUGCCCUGACUGCGGGAAGGGCUUCAAGCGCAACUCACACCUCACUGUCCACCUGCGGAUCCACACUGGGGAGAGGCCUUAUGAGUGUCCUGAGUGUAGGAACAGGUUUCACUCCAGCUCUGAUCUCCUUGUACAUCAGCGGAGUCACACAGAGGAGAGGCCCUUCCGCUGCCCCGACUGCGGGAAGGGCUUCAAGCACAACUCUGCCCUCACUGUCCACCUGCGGAUCCACACUGGGGAGAGGCCCUACGAGUGUCCUGAGUGUGGGAAGAGCUUCUCACAGAGCUCUCACUUGACCCAACACCAACGGAGGCACCACUAAGGGAAGCUCUGCGAGUGCCCCGAGAGUGGGAAGAGCUUCGUGCGCUGCUCCAGCUCCAUCUCCCAUGGGAGGAUCGGCCUUGGAUGAUCCCCAGUGACCCCCGUUGGGCAGAGCCCUGCUGAUCCGUGGUCCUGGUGAUCCAUGUUGGGAAGACACCUGGCUGGGAUGCUCCACAUCUUCCUGGCUCCCCGUGGGCACCUGGGUGAACACAGGGGCAGGAACAUCCAUCGGGACACAGACCAGCAUUGGGAAUUCCUUGGGCAGAACAGAUUUGUUGACUUUCAACCCCAGAAAAUCUUUUAUGUUCAGUCCUAUCAUCUGGUGGCAUUAAGGAAUACAGGAAGGUCUUGGAGAUCAUUUCCACCCUCUCCCAUGAUUUUCUUUUCCUGUUGACCAAGGGCUUCUUCUGCAGCAAAAUGCUGAUGGACUGGGGCCAAGACUAAGAUUUUGGAGACAGUGGGGUGGAAACCCCUCCAAAAAUGGUUCUUCCCUCCCACCCAAGCACAUGGAUCCUCAGCUGGCACAGACAUAGAAAUCCUUUUGUUUUGGUCUUGAUUUCCUUUUGAUUUCUCUUCAUCCCUUUAAAAUAUUCAACACUGGGGUAAAACUAAAGACAUUGAACUGGGACAUGGGUGGGGACAUGGGGGACAUAGACAUGGUGGGACAUAGACAUGGAGAGUGACAUGGGGACACAUGGACAUGGACAGGGAUGUGUCCGUUCAUGGGACAUGGGGGGAAAUGCGCACAUAUGGAGAUGUGGGGGACAAUGACAGGGAUGGAUUUGUGGUGGGGAGACAGCCAUGGGUGAGGACAUGGUGGGACAUGGCCAGUGACAUGUGGGGACAUGGCCAUGGCUGGUGCCA
This is a messenger RNA of Hirundo rustica (Barn swallow), 2599 nucleotides long. Its product is annotated as zinc finger protein 239-like. Gene Ontology annotation, cellular component: nucleus. The transcript is spliced from 2 exons. Gene Ontology annotation, biological process: regulation of transcription by RNA polymerase II. The coding region runs from base 828 to 1736 and encodes 302 amino acids. Lineage: Eukaryota; Metazoa; Chordata; Aves; Passeriformes; Hirundinidae. Gene Ontology annotation, molecular function: DNA-binding transcription activator activity, RNA polymerase II-specific; RNA polymerase II cis-regulatory region sequence-specific DNA binding. The record is from RefSeq and is a predicted model, not a curated record.